Messenger RNA from Gracilinanus agilis (Agile Gracile Mouse Opossum), 475 nucleotides. RefSeq names its product transmembrane protein 230 (gene TMEM230). Gene Ontology annotation, cellular component: synaptic vesicle; endomembrane system. Bases 113 to 475 code for a protein of 120 amino acids. The record is from RefSeq and is a predicted model, not a curated record. NCBI's taxonomy places the organism in Eukaryota, Metazoa, Chordata, Mammalia, Didelphimorphia, Didelphidae. The transcript has 4 exons. Gene Ontology annotation, biological process: synaptic vesicle transport.
UUCUCGGAGGGGUCUGGCGAUCGCCGGCUGCUUCGGACGUGUCCUGCCAGGCCUGAAGAAGGAGAGAUGGGCUUGGGCCGGAGGUUCUAGCUGAGGAAACAGUCUCUUUGUUAUGAUGCCAUCCCGAAACAAUGUAACUACUGGGAUCCCCAGUAGUAAAGUGAAAUAUUCUAAGCUUUCUAGCACAGAUGAAGGCUACAUUGACCUUCAGUUUAAGAAGAGCCCUCCCAAGAUCCCUUACAAGGCAAUAGCACUUGCCAUAGUGCUAUUUAUGAUUGGCACCUUUCUCAUUGUUAUAGGUGCUCUGCUGUUAGCUGGAUAUAUCAGCAAAGGGGGGGCAGACCGAGCCAUUCCUGUCCUGAUCAUUGGGAUUCUGGUAUUCCUGCCAGGAUUCUACCACUUGCGCAUUGCCUACUACGCUUCCAAAGGCUACAGAGGCUACUCUUAUGAUGACAUUCCGGAUUUUGAUGACUAG